AUGAGUCAGGAGCCUCAGAGAGGCAACAGCUUCGUUGACAGCAUGCUUUCCAUAUUCGACUCAAAUAAUGACGGAUUUUUAACCAAAGUCGAGGCUAGGAAGGCCGCCUCGCAAUUUGACAUCGGAUCUCGUGAGCUCAAAGGAGCUUUGAACACAAUUGGGAUUGAUAAAAAGGAGGACAAUAUUCCCCUUGAUUCAAUGAGUGAACAGAUUAAACGCAUUUGUGUGGAAAAAUUUAAGAAAACUGCAUUCAAACACUUCUUCAGCUAUAUGGAUUCGGACAAGUCCGGAACAAUUUCAUUGGAUGAGGUUUUGUCAGCGAUUCAAGCCUUCAAUAUGCCGGCUUCAAUUAGUCUUGCGAGGCAAAUCUUCGAUUCUGUGGACUCAAACAAGGACGGCGAAAUAGAUCUCAAAGAAUUUCUAGCGUUCCUCGCCUCCGUCAAGGAUACAUGUUAG
Messenger RNA from Echinococcus granulosus, 456 nucleotides. RefSeq names its product Calcium-dependent protein kinase 3. Gene Ontology annotation, molecular function: calcium ion binding. The record is from RefSeq and is a predicted model, not a curated record. The transcript has 4 exons. Lineage: Eukaryota; Metazoa; Platyhelminthes; Cestoda; Cyclophyllidea; Taeniidae. Bases 1 to 456 code for a protein of 151 amino acids.